Messenger RNA from Brassicogethes aeneus, 2982 nucleotides. NCBI's taxonomy places the organism in Eukaryota, Metazoa, Arthropoda, Insecta, Coleoptera, Nitidulidae. The record is from the annotation of a GenBank genome assembly.
AUGGCGUCCAGCAGAUAUGACUUGCGUGAAAAACUGUUCAUGCUUGGUGAUGUUGAAGCUCAUAUUUUGGGCAAUGAAUUGCCAACCCAAAAACAAGUGCUAAAAGUGCUUUUGUUUAACACGCGAAAACUAAAACUUCCACUUAGACAAAGUGCAACGCCUGAUGACAUGUUGCGUGAAUUGGAACCGGAGAAAUUGGAGUUUCUCAGCAAUCAACGGACGCCACAACAAACAGGUUUCAUUGGUAACAUUGAAACUGUUAUGGAUAGUUUAACGUCUGAAGAUUUAAAUCGAAUUGUUGAAGAACGAUUAAAUGCGCAGCGUCAAACAGAAAGCAGUAACAUCGAUCCAAUGGUGCAAUUAGUUGGGAGUAGCGAUAGUAAUCCUACAGAUAGUCAAGGCAGCUCUUACUCUGCGGAAAUGGCAAUUGCUGGACCGUCAAACCCGAAAAGGAGUCGCGGAACUAUAAAUGUUUUUGAAAAUGAAAAACUCGUAUCGACGUUGGACAAAUGCCGGGUUUCCGAAAGAGACGCUUCUCGACUUGUGUGUGCCGUAGCUGAAGCCCUGAACGUCGACACAAAUACACUUACGCUCAGCAAAUCAGCCAUCAACGUUUGCCGAAAAAAAAUACGCGAAAAACUUGCAGAUAAAAUCAAAAAACACUUGACUGAAACUCCACUUCACGCUACGGUACUCCAUUGGGAUGGCAAGUUGAUCCAAGAACUUUCAAAAAGUAAAAAAGUUGAUCGCUUGCCAAUCAUCAUUUCUGAUGGUGAAGUUGAGAAAAUUCUCGCAAUCCCGCCGUUAGAAAAUGGAACAGGCUUAGCUCAAGCCACGGCGAUAAACGAGGUUCUUCAGGACUGGGGUUUAUCAGAAGCUAUAAAAGCUCUAUGUUGUGACACAACUGCCUCCAAUCUUGGCGUCCGAAAAGGUGCUGCAAAACAAUUGGAGUUGAUGUUAUCAACAGACUUGUUGUACCUUCCAUGCAGACACCACAUAUUCGAAAUAGUUUUGAGUGGAAUUUAUGAUGGGGAAAUGGAAUCUUCAACUGCACCUUCCAUCCAGAUGUUCAAAAAUUUUCAAUCGGAGUGGAAGAACAUCAACCAACAAAACUACCUUCCUGGAACUGAAGACAAGCGAGUUGCAGCGAUAUUAGAGAAGCAUGCUGAUGCGAUCGAAGAAUUCAUCAAAGAGCAGUUGAAUUCAAAAAAGCAACCGCGUGACGACUAUCGCGAAUUGCUCUUGCUUUCUUUAUUCUUCAUGAAUAGAUUACCCCGCGAACAGAUCAAAUUCUAUAAGCCAGGUGCUGUUUCACGUGCCCGUUGGAUGGCAAUAUAUUGCUUAAAGAUUUUCCUGUUCCGCGAUCAAUUCUGCUUGACUGAUGUUCAGUUGAAGUCGAUAACUGAGAUUUGUCUUUUUAUUGUGAUUGUUUACAUUCGAGCCUGGUAUACCGCUCCUUUAUCGACUUCGGCCCCGAAUAACGAUUUGAAAUUUGUUCAGGCACUCUUCAAUUAUGAGGAAAUCAACGUAAAUGUUUCAAAAAUUGCAAGAAAAAAAAAUUGCGCACACCUUUGGUACUUGAGUCCGGAGGCGGUAUCGAUAGCGUUCUUUGAUGAGCAAAUUCCAGAAGACAUUAAAAAGAAAAUGGUGGAGAAUUUGCGAAUCGAUACCGCUUCUGAAAACGAUUUUUCGGAAAUAGUCUUGCCAAAAAAGAUCCGGCAACAACGCCUAGCCACGCCAUUGGUCAACGUCAUUCGCUCCCAGCCCGAGUUUUCGGCGGUCGCGAGCGCAGUGAUCAGUCUUCGUUCACCGUUUCGAUCGUCAGAGUUUAUUAUGAACUCUGCUAAAUCCACUAGCACUAAAAAAAGAAAGUACAUGGGAGAGUAUAUUAGGUACGGGUUUGCAGUUAUGGUAAAGGAUGGAGUGGAUUGUCCACAAUGUGUUUUAUGUUAUGACGUUCUUAGUAUCGACGCUAUGAGACCUACACGCCUUCAACGACAUUUAUCUACAAAACAUGGUGCACUAAAAGAAAAACCUAAAAAGUUUUUUCAAGCUAAGGUUCAAAAUUUAAAACGUAUGAAGUUAGACAAUACUGGUGAAUUUUCUCAAGUAAAUCAAAAAGUUGUGGAAGCCUCAUAUGAGUUUGCGCUGCUUAUUGCAAAAGAAAAAAAGCCUCAUACUCUUGGUGAAACGCUCAUUAAACCUUGCCUUUUAAAAGCUGCUGAUGUUCUUCUUGAUUCCAGAAGCAAAACAAAGCUUUCGCAAAUUUCACUUUCGAAUAAUACAGUUAAACGUCGUACUCAUGAAAUGGCAGAAGAUAUCAAACUUCAAACGGUGGAAACUUUCAGAAAAUCGCCUUUUUUUGCAAUUCAGUGUGAGGAAAGUACCGAUAUAGCGCAAUGUUGUCAGCUAAUGGUAUAUGUGCGCUUUAUUUAUGAUGGUGCUAUAACGGAAGAGAUCCUGUUCUCACAGGAGAUGAAAACGACUUCAAAAGCUGCUGAUGUUAUGAAUGCAAUUUCUGAAUUUUUUGAAAAAUAUAAUAUUUUAUGGGAAAAACUUGUUGGAGUGUGCACAGAUGGUGCUCCUUCGAUGCUAGGAUCGCGUUCUGGAUUUGUUACAUUAUUAAAAAAUAAAAAUCCCAAUAUAACAGGAAUUCACUGUGUUAUACAUCGACAAGCUCUGGCGGCUAAAACGCUUUCAAACAGCUUUAACGAAGCAUUAAAUAUAGCUAUUAAAGUUGUUAGUAGGCACUAUUUUAUAAAAAAUAGUGCCUUAAACACCAGGCUUUUUGAAACUCUUUGUUCUGAUUUGGGUUCAGAACAUAAAAAGCUUUUAUUCAAUACGGAGGUACGCUGGCUUUCCAAGGGAAAUAUGUUAUCCAGACUAUUUGACUUAAGGGCGGAAGUACAGCAAUUCCUUAGACAACAAAAAAAGGAACAAAUAUUGGAAGCGUUUGCUGAUGAGAAUUUUCAAAUAAAAUGA